Molecule: messenger RNA, 1848 nt
Organism: Ylistrum balloti
Lineage: Eukaryota; Metazoa; Mollusca; Bivalvia; Pectinida; Pectinidae
Product: replication factor C subunit 2-like
Exons: 9
Coding region: 1-1056 (351 amino acids)
Biological process (GO): DNA-templated DNA replication; DNA repair
Cellular component (GO): DNA replication factor C complex; nucleus
Molecular function (GO): DNA clamp loader activity; DNA binding; ATP binding
Source: RefSeq, a predicted model, not a curated record
AUGGCGGACGUAGAAGUAAUGGAAGUGGACUCUGUCGAGUCAACAAAAAGUAAACCUAAGGCUGGAGGAAGCUCAGGGUCGAGUCAUGAGUUACCAUGGGUGGAAAAGUAUCGGCCGAUAAAAUUACAAGAUAUUGUUGGAAAUGAAGAAACCAUCAGUCGCCUUCAGGUGUUUGCGAGGGAUGGAAAUGUACCCAAUGUCAUCAUUGCUGGACCACCAGGGACAGGAAAGACAACAAGUAUACUAUGUCUGGCCCGCGCCUUAUUAGGGCCCUCCUACAGGGAUGCAGUGCUGGAACUCAAUGCCUCUAAUGACAGAGGUAUUGAUGUGGUGAGGAACAAAAUCAAGAUGUUUGCACAACAGAAAGUCACACUACCCAAAGGUCGUCACAAAGUUAUUAUACUGGAUGAAGCAGACAGUAUGACUGAUGGAGCACAACAAGCCAUGAGAAGGACAAUGGAAAUAUAUUCAAAGACGACACGAUUUGCACUCGCCUGUAACGCAUCAGAUAAGAUCAUAGAACCUAUUCAGUCCAGAUGUGCUGUGCUAAGAUACUCUAAGUUAACAGAUGCACAGGUUCUGAAACGUUUACUGGAGAUCUGUGAACAGGAAAGUGUUAGCUAUACAGAUGACGGGAUUGAGGCUAUUGUUUUCACAGCACAAGGUGACAUGAGACAGGCAUUAAAUAACCUACAAUCCACUCAUCAAGGAUUUGGACAUGUAAACAGUGAAAAUGUAUUCAAGGUAUGUGACGAACCUCACCCUGUACUAGUGAAGGACAUGCUACAACACUGUGUGAACGGUGCCCUUGAGGAGGCCUACAAGAUCAUGGCUCAUCUAUGGAAGCUCGGCUACUCCUGCCAGGACAUCAUGACAAUUGUGUUCCGAGUCUGUAAAACACACAGCAUGCCAGAAUUUCUGAAACUUGAAUUCAUCAAGGAGAUUGGCUACACACACAUGAGGAUAGCAGAGGGUGUCAGCUCAUUACUGCAGCUUUCUGGAAUGUUAGCAAGACUUUGUAAAAUAUCAGCUGUGCCAAAUUCACUCGGACAAUGAUCUGCUUGACAGCAGGAGUCAUAACUAUUGACCUCUGACCCUGGUCUUGUGAUAGCAAAAGUGACCUCAUUUCGAGAUUCUGUUCCAAAAGAGAAACAUGAUUAUUGUCAACAGUUACAGUUCUACUUGGUGUUCAUAUUACAGGAAGUGAUAUUGUCAAGUAAUCCUGACAGGUCUUUUCAGAACACCACUGGACAAAGGAAACACACUGAUCAUGGAAUCGAGGACAAUGGACAAGCUUUGUGUAUUUGAAACAUGUCUACAUAUAUUUAAAUCAAAGUAGUGACUAUUCUGUUCUGUUCUAUGAAUGGAGACUACUUAGGUGUAGCAAAAAGCUGUGUAUGCAGUAGGAGACUUCAUACACUCAGGAAAACAUUUGUUAUCAUUGAAUAUUUGGGUUAUGUUUAUAGUAAAUUGUAAAGCAUUAUGAAACUUUACAGAUACUUACAGUAACUGGGUUUGUACAUCACCAGAAGUCUCUGCACUAGAAUUUUAACUCUAAAUUAAACAUUAGUCCCUCUCUGAAUUCAAAACAAUGCAGGGCUUUAAGAAUAAUGGCAUAUGACAUUAUACCUGUGUUCACAAACAGUUCUUAUUGGUUUUGACCAGGGUAAAAACACCAAAAUGUUUAACGUAAGUGCUGAGAGCAUUGUGUUUAAGAGUCUGGUGCGAAAAUCAUACCCUUGAUCUAGUACUUGUUGCGAGAACAAAGUCGUCAUAUUUCCAUAUGUUGUAUGGUAUUACAUAAAGUCAAUGAUUUUAUGACUGGAAUAAAUGUACAGAAUUUUUUUU